UCAAAAAGGAUUUUUAAGUGAACGCCACAUUAACCAAUUAGAUCAUUACUGGAGGUGCUUUUCAUGGAUGCACACGUGCGGCGGCUGCUUCGAAUAUGUGAACAAAACACCCCAAUGAGGCCCGGCACAGCCUGUAAAUAAAAAUGGAUGUUGCUACAGCCAAAGAGCAGCUGUAUGAGCUGAUACCUGGAAGAAAGGGGCAGAUAGAUUUACUGUUGUCAUUGUGUAGUCCUCCUCAACCGUAUCCAGCUGUGUUUGUAUAUGGGGUGACAGCAACUGGGAAGUCUCUGGUGGUCAACCAGACAAUGAAAAUAAUGAAACUCCCUCAUGUACUAGUGAAUUGUGUGGAAUGUUACUCAGCCAAACUUUUAUACGAGGAGAUCCUGAAUGCUCUCUUAGGGGACGGCCCUUGUCCAGCCAAUGACUUCAGCGUGACCCACAGGUGUGACAACAUGAAUGACUUUGUCAGGGCACUGACCCAUGGGCUACAGGAGACGCUGGUGGAUGAUCCAUUUUACAUUGUAUUAGACAAGGCUGAAAGGCUCAGAGAUAUGGAAGGUAAUGUCCUGCCAGCAUUGCUGAAGCUUCAGGAGUUGACAAAGUGCAAAGUUAGUGUGAUCUUGAUCACAGAAAUAGUGUGGGAGAAAUUCUGGGGAGGAACAGGAAUGGUAGACCCCUUUCCUAUCUACUUUCAGGACUACACAAAAGAGGAACUCCUGGAGAUCAUGGCUCUGGACAGUCCUGAGGACUACCCUGUCACUUUCUACAAGUCCUACAUCACCCUGGUCCUUAGUGUGUUCUACCUGGCCUGUAGAAAUCUGGCUGAACUCAGGCACCUGGCACAGUUAAACUUCCCUUUAUAUGUGGAACCCAUCAAGUCAGGGGAUGCCACAAUAUCUGAAUCCAGGAAACUUUGGAAACACAUUGAACCAUUCUUAAAGAAAGCUCUGCAAACAGUCUAUCUCAGGGAGGUCUCCAGCAAGCAGUGGGAGUCCAUGCAGCAGAAGUUGAUGGAGGAUGAGGAGGGGGAGAAGUGUAUGGGUGCUGCUGGUGGCCCCGUCCCCCUUCAUGUGGCCAGGGCUAAUGUGGAGCUGCCAUUUUACUCCAAGUAUCUCUUGGUGGCUGCUUACCUUGCCUCCUACAACCCUGCCAAGUCUGACAGAAGAUUCUUUACUAAGAACUGUGGAAAACAAAGAAAGUCUAACCGAGCUGUUAAGAAACAUGAAAGGACAAGUAACCAGCUCUUGGGGCCGAAGCCAUUUCCACUGGAUCGGCUGAUGGCUAUCUUUCACUCAAUUAUAGAGGGCAGAGUAGUUCCUACUGCCAACAUAUUCUCUCAGGUGACAUCUCUGGUGACAUUACAGCUCCUGGCCCAGGUGGGCAGCAGUGACCAGCUGGAGGGACCCAAGUAUAAAUGUCUGGUGUCCCUGGACUUCAUUAAACAAGUGGCAAGGACUGUUCAGUUUGAUAUAGUACAGUACUUGUAUGAUUUUGUAUGA
Molecule: messenger RNA, 1499 nt
Organism: Lingula anatina
Lineage: Eukaryota; Metazoa; Brachiopoda; Lingulata; Lingulida; Lingulidae
Product: origin recognition complex subunit 5-like
Biological process (GO): DNA replication initiation; DNA replication
Cellular component (GO): nucleus; nuclear origin of replication recognition complex
Molecular function (GO): DNA replication origin binding
Source: RefSeq, a predicted model, not a curated record